AUCAUCGCAGCACGCAUUUAUAAAACCAUUAUUUCCUUGUUUCGUUUUUAAUUUUCUCCCUCUCAUUCGCUCUGCGUUCUUGUACGGAGGACGGACAAUCCAUUGGCAGUUUAGUUUACUUUGUGGCACCCAGUGGAACCGCGGAAGGUGCAUUAGUUACCUGUUAUUUCGAACCAAACACAAUCAGUGCAACCUGAACAUUCAGCUGUUGUUGUUUUAAUUGGGAAUAAAGUGAAAUAUUAUUUUGCCUUUGUUGAUAAACGUAACGGUUUACUAAGUGUAUACACAAAAUCCAACAACAUUAUCUCUAUAAUGCUGACAAGGUAACACCAAAAAAUGCCUUCCAAACUCUAUCUCAUUUUCGCCCUCUGUUUCCCUCUAAUCUUGGCGAGGGAGCCGGAAAAACUAUUACUAGUGGACCGUUUGCGUUUCGAAUUCCUCAAACUAGAAGAAGAACUGUGGAACUUUGUCCGAGAUAUCACGGAAAAUGGCAACUCUAUAAGCGACAAUCCUAGCGAAACUUCACCGGAAAUCACUCUGAUUCGGAAAUUUGAGGAUUUCGGAGAUAUAAUUAAAAAGCACUUCGAACACGAUCUAACCUACGGCCUAGAAACUCUGGACUCUGUAUGGGCUCUACAAUUAGCCUACGCGGACCUACGAGGCGUUUACGCCCUCUACGAAUCGUUCCGCAGAUUUCAACAUCAACAAACCGCCCCUGGGCGUAUACCAUCACCCAAACAAGCCUGGUUAGAUAUGACGCAAUCUGUACUAGAUGAUCCCAAAAAUGGCGUGGAACAGGCCCUGGAAAGAAUUAGGGAGAUUGUCGAUAAGAAUUUGUUCCAAUCGGUUGGAAAGGAAGUUGAAGGCGAUAUGAUUUGUAGUACCAAACAAAGCCCCCAGCAGGUACUCUACAAUCUUUAUGAUGCCAUAGCCCUAACUGAACUAAAGGGAUACACUAUGAUACAGUUUUCCUAUAUGUUGCUCAGAUUAUAUGGAAAAGGUAAUUUUACGAAAGAAGCCCAAAACACUCGAGAACGAUACGAAGAGAGGACCAAUAACGCUGUGAACAGUGUAAGAAGCGCAAUGGAAAAUGUUUCCAGGGAAUUUUGGAAGUGCGACCCCAAAAAGUGGGCGAAAGGCGAAAGCUAUGAAGAAAUUACCAACUUGUUGCAAGGCUACGUCCAAAACGAAGUGGACUUGAAUCCAGAGGGCACGUGCAGGGAAAAUUGUGCCGAAUACACUUUCACCAAGAGCCACGGGUGCUUCCAAAAUCUUUAUUGUAGACAACAACGAACUUGCAGCGGAAAAAUUUUGGAUUGUAAAUUCUACGAUUCGGAUAUGUGGAUUUGCAAUGCUAACCCUCUGAGUGGACGACGUUACGAGUUCAUCGAAUACGAAAACGGCAAAGUGAUGGGAAGGAAGCAAGGUUGCUCCAGGGGCACCACUAAAGUGGAGAGCUGGUGGCGCUGGUUGUUCUGGCACUGCUCCUACUGCUUCUGCCUCUGCGACGAACAAGGUCCAAUGUCCGAUAGAUAUAUCAAUAUGAGAUCAGCUAUAUCUGACAUCAAAAACAACAAGGUGGUUACUGGAUUGCGUUUUGUUAAAAAGAACCGCAUAGUUCACUUGCAAAUACAAGAAGGUGAACUGUUGCCCAGAUUGAAUAUUAAUGCUAGUUCGCUCGCUUGGAAACCUGUGGAUGAAUACAAGCUUACCGAUAGAAAGGUUUUUAAUGGACAGGACUAUCACACGCUCACCUGGGAAAAAAGAAGAAUGGAUUUGGAUGAUUUGGAGGCUGAUGAUGGACACAUGCUGACAGGUGUCCGCUUCAAGGAAAUUGGAUCACAUCUGAAUUUUGAAAUUUACACCACUAAAUUUGACUUUGAUACAGGAAAACUGAAACCGGAACAUAGUAAAUGGAAAGACAAUCCUAAUACUGACGUUUCAAUCAAAAAUCCUAGGACAAAAGUUCGUCUAGUCCAUCCAGACAUACCGAUAAGAUCUACCAGUCCUUCAAUACCAACGUCACAUUCAGACCAAUAUAUUGAAUUUACAAAUUCUGACAUUGACAGGGAUGUGGCUCAAACAACAGUGCCAUUUUUGGAUGCUCAAAAGGUGGAAAGUUUGGAAGCAGUUCCGCUAUCUGGUGCAGGUAUUUUCCAUAAAGGCCGUCAGUUUUUCGGUGGUUUUAUAGCGCCAAAAAUUAUUACCUACGAUGUGAGCAAAUUUUUGAAAGCUGCCUUUCCCACUGAACAAGUUAAUUAGUAUUUAAUUUUUUUGCUCUGAGUGCAAGUGACAGUAUUUUGUUUAAUAACUGUAUUAGUUAAGUGUUUUUUUUUUUUUGUGAACAAAAUUACAAGCGUUCAAGAAAAAAAUAUUGUUAGAGCUAACCAAGUGAAAUUUACUUUACCAAUUUAUUCAUUAGCUUAAUGAUUUUUUUCCAAUACAAAAAUAAUUUUAGUUUGUGCAUUAUUCUUUUGUUCUGUGAUUUUAUGAAAACUGAUUUUUUGGAGAAAUUAAAAUUUCUAGAUUUUGGAA
Molecule: messenger RNA, 2535 nt
Organism: Ceutorhynchus assimilis (cabbage seed weevil)
Lineage: Eukaryota; Metazoa; Arthropoda; Insecta; Coleoptera; Curculionidae
Source: the annotation of a GenBank genome assembly